GAGGCUGGCUGGCGGGGAGGCGGGCAGGCAGGCGAGCGGGCUAAGACGUGAAGGAAGGAGACCUAGAGCAGCGAACGAGGCGGUCAGCGUAACCAGUCAUGGAGAAGACCAUCAAGGACUACCUGGUGGAUGCUCUGGACGACCUGAGCAGCGAGAACCUGAAGAAAUUCAAGAGCAAGCUGUGCGAUCGUAAGGUGGAGCCUCGCGUGCGGCGCGGCAAUGUGGAGAAGUUGGACUACACCAUGGAGCUCGCCGACCUCCUCAUCAACACCUUCACCACGAGGAGCGCCGUGCAUGUGACAAUGGAGAUCUUAACGGCCAUCGGCUGCAAUCAAGUCGCUGAGGACCUGAAGCGCGACACCGAGAGCGAUGGUUCUGCGCCCCAGCCUCAGGUACAGAACAACAGUGUAACUGCACCCCAGCCUGAAGUGCAGGACUCCGCUGUACCUGCACCCCAGAGGUCAGCAGCGGUGGCGACGACUCCGCCAGGCAGCUACGAUCAGCCGGACACUUCUGCAGCGCUUAUUCCCAGCAGCUUGGAGUUCAAACAGGCCAUCCUCAGAGAACAAGGACAGAAGAUUUACCCUGUUCUAGAUAAAGCAGCGAGGAAGCGUUUGGCUCUGCUGAUCAACAACGUGGAGUUUGACCAUGAGGACAUGAAGAGGAAUGGAGCUCAGAGAGACGAGGAGAACAUGGAGAAGCUGCUGAGAGGUCUGGGCUACGACGUCGUAAAACGCACCAACCUCUCCGGACAGGAAAUGGACGAGGCGAUAAAAAGCUUUGCUGGACGUAAGGAGCACGCCGAAUCAGACAGCACCUUCGUGGUUAUAAUGUCCCACGGCAAGAGAGAUGCCAUUUUGGGGGUCCAUUAUGGAGUAAACAACCCAAAUGACGUCCUCCCUGUCGAUAGUAUCUACUCCCACCUGAACUCAGAGAACUGUCCAGCUCUCAUCAACAAACCCAAAGUGAUUCUAAUUCAGGCCUGCAGAGGAGGUGAGAAUGGCAAGGUGUGGGUUGCUGACAGUGAACCAGACCAGUUGUGGAACAUGGAGAGUGAUGUGUGGGAGCACAAGGAGAAGGACUUCAUCUCCCUGCUGUCCUGCACACCAGAUACCAAAUCCUACAGGCACAAACUGAAUGGGUCACUUUUUAUCGGAUUCCUGGUGGAGGUGUUCAACGCUAAUGCCAAUAAGGAUGAUAUCGAGGAGCUGUUCCGACAGGUUAUGAGGCGUUUCGAGGAAUUCGGAAUGCUGAAGCAGAUGGUGUGUAAGGACCGCACCACUCUGCUGAAGCUUUUCUAUCUUUUCCCUGGACUCUGAUGUUCUGGGUCACUCAGUACUUCUUAAAGGGGAAAUGUUCAUUGCCCUGUGUGGUGAAUUUGAUCUUAUUAAUUCUAUGGUUGUAAUAUUAUUUUCUAUCAUAUUGGUUAUUAGACUGUGAAGAUUCUGGUUGAGUUUAUUCUGUGGGCCUCUGACUGAAAUGGUGGAGCUGAUGCAGGAGGCAUCUGAACAGGAAAGGGGCCCCCUGAAUGUAAACAAUGCUAUAUAUGGGGGUUAGGCAACUAGGGCCAUUUUGGACAAGAACGUAUGUUUAUACCAAAUUUGGGUAAAGAAGAUCCAUACAUUGAAAUUUUGACAGAAACCAGAUGUCCACACCGUGUAUAAAACCUGGAGUUGUAAACGUAUGUGUCAGAGAAACAAUUGGCUCUUCUCUCCAAGCUGGUUCCCGAAGGCUUGUCUGUGACUUCGACCUCUCAAUGCUAAUAAACAUCUUUUUAUGCAAGA
Molecule: messenger RNA, 1784 nt
Organism: Pygocentrus nattereri (red-bellied piranha)
Lineage: Eukaryota; Metazoa; Chordata; Actinopteri; Characiformes; Serrasalmidae
Gene: caspa
Product: caspase a
Exons: 7
Coding region: 99-1319 (406 amino acids)
Biological process (GO): proteolysis
Molecular function (GO): cysteine-type endopeptidase activity
Source: RefSeq, a predicted model, not a curated record